Messenger RNA from Laccaria bicolor S238N-H82, 231 nucleotides. RefSeq lists its product as uncharacterized. The coding region runs from base 1 to 231 and encodes 76 amino acids. NCBI's taxonomy places the organism in Eukaryota, Fungi, Basidiomycota, Agaricomycetes, Agaricales, Hydnangiaceae. The record is from RefSeq and is a predicted model, not a curated record. The transcript is spliced from 3 exons.
AUGUCUAUUACCCGACUCACGCGUGCGACCUUCAUCGCCGCCAAUCAUGCUCAAAUCGCACUCUCCCAGAAGACCAUGUACGAACUAGCCGAGGGCGAAGAAGGAGUUAAAGAGGUGCCUAUACCAGAGAGCUUCAAGAAGUCCGGUAUCCCACAAGGAUAUAGUGUUGCAACGUUGGUGGCCUCCCUUGCCGAGUCUGGCAUUACUUACCACGGAGGAGCAGUUACCUGA